AGGGACACCAAAAAAUCAUCAAAUCACGAGACUGGCUGCAGCGAAUUGACCCGAAAGAGCUUCGGGGGUUGGGAGUCAUAUUCUGGAGUUCUGCAGGCAGCGGCCCCAGCUCCGGGUCUUUUAUUGAAUGAUAUACCUUAGUUCCAUGGAAUGACUGAUCAAUUUCAUACUACUACUGCCUUCUCCCGACUACGCCGCUACUACACUCUUCCUGCUUCCGAGAGAGAAGACUUUCUGUGCACAUCAUCUUCAUCUUCAUCUUCUCCAUCUUCAUCUGCUUCAUCAUCAUCAUCAUCAUCAUCUUCUUCUUCAUCACCAUCAUCAUCAUCACCAUGGACGGCCAUUUUGGCAGCGGCAUUGAGGAGGACGGCGAGCCCUAUGUAUACACCAGCGUGCGCUACGAUAAACGACUGGUCCACUCGCCGACGAAUACCGCAGCCUCAUGCGGCACACCCUGUCCCUUCUACAUGCUGGAACACCACUGGACGCGACUGCAGAUCGCCAAGUGGAGCACAUUCUUCUUUGCCGACGACAGACCUCGACCAAAUUCUGGCGGACCCGCCGUACUGCUCAAUACGUUGACGAGAGCGAUCAAGCAGUGGCAUGAGAAACAUCCCGACGAGAACCCGGAAGCCCUCCGAAUCAAGCUGCGAAUCUACGUCGGCGGCAGAAUGCGGACCGAGAUCUAUCACCCCUUGAAGUCCAUCCCCCUGACCGCUCUCUUCCCCACCUCGUUCGAAGUCUCGCUCAAAUCUUCCACCGACUGGACGAUCGUGCUGGAUAGUCAAGCCACCGAACCAUCGGAAGGGACCAUGUACAAAACCCAUGAUCGAUCUUUAUAUGGUCGAGCUCGCACUUCCGCCCAGAUCAUGACGUACCAAGAGCCGAAAGAGGUCCUCUUAUGGACGCGUGAGAACACUGUCCUGGACGGAUCCUUCUGUACACCCUACUUUUUCCGUGGCGGCCAAUGGGUGACUCCGGAGUCUGCUGUCGGAGGACUGCAGGGCACCACGCGCAGAUGGGCGUUGGAGCAGAAGUUAUGUGUCGAGGGAUCGAUCCCUAUCGACAGCUUCCAGGAUGGCGAGACGGUGUGGCUGAGCAAUGCCGUGCGAGGAUAUUUCUGGGCCGUGUUCAAGACGAAGUGAUUUUCUUUUUCCACUUUUUUGCUUUUUCAACUCUGCCAUCUUCUUGCGCGUGUAGCAUAUCCCCUUUUUCUUUUUCUUUUUAUUUUUCUUCAUCUUCCGCGGAACUACCAAAAAAACUACCUUACUGGUGUCUUCUGGGGGGAAGAUAAAGAGAUGACCCUUUCGCUAGCUGGUUGCUACCACUCAUAGGAACGUCCCACAUCGCGACAAACUUCUCUCUUGUCAGUUGAGCUUGGGACUUCACACCAGAAGAAUGAAAAUGGAUGGAUGUCUGAUGUCUCUGAUGAUGCUGCAGGAAUGAGAGUCAGAACGGGAGCAUCGAUACUAUCGAUACUAUGUGAUGUGGCUGUGGGAUACGACGUGACGUUGUCGAUCAGAACCUUGAAGGUAGGUACCUACAGUACCUACCUGUGUACCUAAACUUGCCAAGAAAGCGCUAGAACCUUCACAUAGCAACUCAGCUUCAUGCCUAUUUGGCGCAUGAGUCUAGAUAGUAGGAGAUAAAGGGUCGAUGUGUUUGAGGUCGGUCGGUCGAGGGAGUAUGUAUCUACUGCUAGUCAAUCCUACAAGCCGUUAAUAAGUGCAUAAGAUGAGAGAUAGGUAAGGACUUAAAAGGUCGCCCACGCUCUCAGGUUAGCCUUAUUUUCCUGUUUUUCGCCUACUCUACAACACGCUCUACUACACGCUCUAACAGGUACAGUUCAGGACAACCCCGUCCAGUCUCUUCGCUCAAUUCUGCGGCGAGAGAAGCCAUCUCCUCCCUCGCAGCAACUUCUUCAAAUGGCGUCGCAUGCUCAAAAUCCACCAUUCGUACUACUCCUCGGCCACUCUGCUGCACAUCAUCAUCAAUAAGAAAAUUAUAUCGAUUCGCAUCCCCAUGCACCAAACCAAUAUCCUCGUGCAAUCUUCGCAGUACCGCUUCGCAUUGUGGCAAAUCCGCAAUCGAAGCAAAACGGCCAGGUAAUUUUUCCAACAGAUUCCCUACGACUCUGCCACAUUCUGUCAAAUGACCCAGUACGCGCGGAGAUAAGCUCGCAGGAGGAGAGUCCGCGCUGUUGUGGAAUUGCUUCUCCUGUUGUUGUUGUUGUUCUUCUUCGAGAAGCAUGUACGCCCAGGUUUCCCUCUCCAGUGCCGGCACUUGCCACUCAAACGUCGCGAUUUUGGCGACUGCGGGAGCUCCCUGGUAGAUGACUUCGUCGACAUUGGAUUUGAAGCGUGUGGUUCGCUCGAGAGAAAGGACAUCGAUGCGUUCGGGGUGCCACAGGGUGGUGAUCUCCGGUAACGGAUCAUUGGUAGUGGUGACUUUGAUACUUUCUUCUGCGCUGGGACGUGUGAUGAACAUCCUGGUCCACUCUUCGGUAGGAAACUCCGGUAGUCUUGGAAUCAACAGCCAUGGUCGACAUAAGGUGUAGUCGUCAAAUACAUCCGUGGCGAUGGUGAUGUAUCCGACUUUGUCCCCGAAACGGACGCGAUAAACGCCAUCUUCGUCGUCGAUACGCUGGUUCAGAAUGCUGAUUUCGACCAUUGUGAGGGGUUCUGGUCAAAGUGG
Messenger RNA from Sphaerulina musiva SO2202, 2694 nucleotides. RefSeq lists its product as uncharacterized. Bases 333 to 1145 code for a protein of 270 amino acids. Gene Ontology annotation, molecular function: catalytic activity. The transcript has a single exon. NCBI's taxonomy places the organism in Eukaryota, Fungi, Ascomycota, Dothideomycetes, Mycosphaerellales, Mycosphaerellaceae. The record is from RefSeq and is a predicted model, not a curated record.